UCGAGACUCUGUAGUAACCCAGUGUAGCGGUGUCAUCAGGAGAAGUAGGACGCACGCCGGACGCUCUCGGCACUUGUGUCCCAAGCGCGUCGGUCCUGGUGUAUUAGUGUCAACAAACUGCUAGUGUUCCGAGAAAAUAAGUCGCUUUGUGUCGCGUGUGACUCCAACUGUGAAUCCUCAGCCAGACCUGCUGGACCGCCGUGUGUCAGGCUCUCCAAGCGCAGCAAUGCACCUCGCUCUGUGGUGGUUGUGCGCAGCGUGUGUGUGCGCUGUGACUGCAACCACCACGCCUCCCCCUCAGCUUCCUGCGCCGAGCCCCGCCAACUUGACCCUCCGCAAGUGCCUCUGCGGUGCCGGGCAGGCGUGGGACGGCGCACAGUGCGUAGACGCGGAAGAGACCCCCGUGGCCGUGAUGGACCAGAACUUGAGGGAAUUCAUAUUAGACAGCCGUGACUUCGGCCAGGUGAUCACGGAGCAGAUCACGUGCCCAGACCUGCAGGAGCCGGUGGUGUUGCAGAUCGAGGAAAACGUCGUAAUCGGGAGCGACUGGACAUACUGGAAGGACCAACAGUUGGUGUUUCAUGAGUUCUGCAUUGAGCACACACCCAAACUGGAGGUCAGAGUAUGCCUUCGUCCGCCAACCAUCCCUCGCUGCUGCCUGCCGGGACACGUGCUCGAGAAGGAUGGCUCAUGCACGCCGCGCGAUGCGAUCGAGUUCAAGCCCCCCGUGAAACUGCGGUUAUCGAGACAGCCGGUGCAUUUCCCUGACACAAACGCCGCUGAUACUGUUGAGGAGGUGACUUGCCAGGGCCUCGCUGUGCCUCACCGCGUAGACCUCUCUGGCAGCAGCGACACCCUGCUGUACAGUGUCAGCAUUGCACCGCUGGAGUGGCUCCCGCCCUCGGAGUACGCCAGGACGUCGGAGGUGGCCAUGUCAUACUGCGUCGGCGUAGAGGCCGGGAGCUCCAUUAGCGACACGAAGUACGUGGCUGUUGUGUGCUACACGGACCCGGCGAAGGCCCACCGCUUCAUCUGUGCCAACGGAACCUGCGUCAGGAAAUGCUGUGCUGCCGACAAGAUCUUGACUCCUUCUGGUUGUCGCAAAGCAGCGCCUCCCGAGGAAAUAUGGGAACCAAGUUUACACUUCAAUAAAAGCAGGACUCCGAAGGAAGACAUCAACGACGACCUGAUCGUGGUGAGCGGUCUGCCGUUAUGCAAGGAGUUCUUCACCCUCAAGCUGGAGGACGAAAACGACACGCACUUCCUGCUGGGGAACGGCAGCCUCCACGUGCCCGCGCUUAGGACAUUCCACGCCGACAAGUAUUGCCUUGAUUUGAAUCAGACCAACACUGGGAAGGAGCUGAUCGCCUUUCUGUGUUUGCUGUCUCAGAAAAAAGAGUGCAAGUGGAAGGUCGUCCUCAUCCUGGUGCUUCAGUGCAUCUCCUGCGUGUUCCUCUUCGCCACCCUGGUCGUGUACGUCAGCGUCGCGGAGCUAAGGGACAGAACCAACGGCCGCUGCCUCAUCUCCAUGGUGGCCGCCAUGCUCGCUGCUUACGUCAGCUUCGUGGUCAAUCAGAAGUCACGUGACGUUUCUGACGGCGAGUGCCUCACCAUGGGAUUCAUGGUCCAUGUCUGCUCCCUGGCCACUUUCUUCUGGCUUAAUGUCAUGUGUUUUGACAUGUGGUCAACGUUGAGGUCAUCGCGGCAGAAGCACCAGAGUGUGAAGGUCUUCGUCUUCUACAGCAUCUACGCCUGGGGCUGCCCUCUCCUCGUCGGCUUCGUGGCCCUCACUCUGGAACUCGUGCAACCUCCUGACGUCAUCAGGCCAAAUUUUAAGGAUUACUGUUUCUUUUAUGGUGAUGCUGAGCUCUGGAUCUACUUCUCCGGCUUUGUACUCGUCCUUUUGGUUAUCAACCUGUUUUUCUUCAUCCACGUGGCGAUAACUCUGGCCAGGAAGCUGAGGCAACGAAAAAGUCUCUUUGACAACAACGAAAGUCGGGCCAGCAAUGCGAACAAGAAGAACAAAGAACAAUUUUGGUUGUUCGUGCGCCUCUUCAUCGUGAUGGGCGUGAUGUGGGUGGCCGAGAUGCUAUCAUUACAACACAGAAGAUCUUGUAGUUACUGGGUUCCUACGGAUAUAAUAAACGGUCUUCAGGGUGUGUUCAUCUUCGGCGUGGCCGUUUGCAAUAAGGACAAUAUUAAAAAGAUCAAGCAUUCCUGGAAAACUCGCUACACAACAGUCCGGAGCAAAGUGGGCACCUUCAGGAGCGCUCGACCGUCCGAGAAGACCACCCAGGCGAAGCGCUUUACGGACCUCAGUGUAGCAGCUUCCGAAGCCUCCAGGAAAACCUCGGUGACUUCUCUCCCACGCAAGCUUUCCACGGCUUCUAAUGCUGUCCUCCCAGCUUCAAAUGCCAAUAGUAAGGGAAAUAGACCGACUGAUCAAAGCUUGUCUUCAGAGGCAGCCUCCGCACCUCGGAAAAUAUCGAAUGUUUCGAACCUUGAAAUGAUACCUAUGAGCUCCAUGGAAGAAUAGAGUGUCCUGUCUACUUCAGUCUUCCUUUUGUACAUGUUUCUUUCUGAUUAUUAUCUUUAAGUAUAGGAGCAUUGUGAAGAGUCAGACCAAUUCUUUUCUCAAAUAAAAAGUCUCAGUGCAGACGUAAAUGAAGGUAAUGUCAGUAUUUAUUUAAUGGACAGUGUUGCCUUUUUAGCAUAACAGAUAUUCUUGUUAAAGGGUGGUGGUAUAUGUAUAUUGUAUAAUGAAAUAAUAGUCACAUGAUAUUACUGUGAGAUCUGAGUGGAUCUACGGAGAGAGACGAAGUGAUUUACAUUGCCUCGAGAAAUAAUGACUUGGAAACUGUUUGAAAUAUUUGUUGCACUGAAAGAAACACCAGAACUUCAUAUAAUCAGGAUAACAGGUGUUUAAGUGAUGAAUACCAUCCACGAGUAACCUAUUUUUACAAAUUGUACCCGGUAAGUGAAGACUAUUUCCGUUGCGUUUUUCUAUCCAUUGUAUUUUUAUUAUCAUGCAGAAAUAUCUUUUAUAUUUCAUUUACUCUGACUUACAUCUAGUAACAUUGUUAUUGUGGAGGUGUAUUCAAUAUUUUUAAAAUCCUGCCGUACAAGAAAUUACUUGUAUCUCAUGUGUAACUGUGGGAUUAUACUCUGUAUUUUGUACGGUUUUUAAUGAAUUUGAUCUUUACAUUUGUAUAUUUUGAACUUCUCUCACAGGAUAUUUUAAUUUUUACAUUGUGCUUUGAUUAUUCAUCCUUUUUGUGUAUAUAUAUAUUUUUUUUAAGUUUAGUUGUAUGUUAUAAAAAAUGCUGAAUGAGAAAUUAGGAGAGGAAAUAAAUAUAUCCAAAAAAUACAUAAACAUGACAGUCGAAUAGGGAAAUAGGAAAAAGUUUAUGAGUGCAUGAAGAGACAGUGAUAUAUCUGAUGCCUGUUUUGUAUCGAAGAACAAAAGAAUUUCAGCAGAUAUUACAAAUAGUCUGUUAAUUUAAUCAAUGGAUAAAGAUCUUUCUACAGCAAAAAGCUACUUUGCUAUGUCAUGAUAUUUUACCUUUUUUUUCUUUUGUAAUCUUGCUUAAAUGGGAAUAAUAUCUUUGAGACUUUGGUGCAAAAUACAAAAUGUUAAACAAAGCUCACCGGUCUCAGAUUUAAGCAAGCGUCAAUUCAAUUUCCUUUUUACUUUUUUUUUUUUCUCCAUGGAUUUUUGUAUUUGUGAAACAAGUACAACUUUCGUUUUUAGUGGAAAGAUACAAUAUAAAAGAAAAAUGUAUUUAGUCAGAAUGUCACCUUCGUAAACAGAUGUAGGGAUAAAUGCUUAAUAAUGUUGACUGCAGUUUCCUCUUAAGCUAUUAUAUCCCUGUGACUGAUGCCUGUCCCCUUGGCCUGUAUGUACCCCUCCUCCUGGCGUUCGCAUUUAACGUGUGGAUCAUAUUGCAAACUACUGUUGUAUUUAUCAUUAAUUAAUGAUUUCCGUUGCCCGUAAAUUAUUACCUGUCUGUCCUUUAUAAACUACAGUUGUCUGAGAAUGAUAAAUGUUUUGUAAGUGAAUCAUCACUGAGACAGAGGUUGAAGUAUUUCUAUUUUUUUCCUGUAUUGCUAUUAAUGUUCUUUUUUUAUUGUUAAUGUUAUUGACUUAGAUGUAUAUUUCCGCGAAGGGGAAUUAAGCCAAAGAAAAUACAAUUACUUGUGCCAGAUUGAGUUUUAGAAAAUCACAGAAUAUGAGGAAUUAUGCAUUUGAAAAUUCUUACCUUUUUGGUAAUGAAUUAUUAUAGUAUUCUGUGCAAAUAAAUGUGUAUUUUUGUAAAAGUUA
Molecule: messenger RNA, 4321 nt
Organism: Penaeus indicus
Lineage: Eukaryota; Metazoa; Arthropoda; Malacostraca; Decapoda; Penaeidae
Product: G-protein coupled receptor Mth2-like
Exons: 8
Coding region: 227-2536 (769 amino acids)
Biological process (GO): cell surface receptor signaling pathway; G protein-coupled receptor signaling pathway
Cellular component (GO): membrane
Molecular function (GO): G protein-coupled receptor activity
Source: RefSeq, a predicted model, not a curated record